Messenger RNA from Colletes gigas, 10292 nucleotides. Its product is annotated as fibrillin-2-like. The transcript has 42 exons. Lineage: Eukaryota; Metazoa; Arthropoda; Insecta; Hymenoptera; Colletidae. The coding region runs from base 602 to 9193 and encodes 2863 amino acids. The record is from RefSeq and is a predicted model, not a curated record. Gene Ontology annotation, molecular function: calcium ion binding.
GGGACUCGUUCCCACGUUCCUUUCCUAUCCCUCGUUACAAGAACGUGUCGCGCCAAGUGUGCCGCGGAUGCGUCGCUUUUAAGCAAUAAUCGAGAUCUCGUCCAACCCGUGACUCUCUUCUUACGUUUUUCGACAAGUUCCCCCUCUCCCCACCCCCCCAAAAAUUUUCCGACCAAGUGGUGGCUCUGGUCCACGUCGUUUUUUGGGGGUGUCGAUCGUCGACAGACUGGUGAUCGGAGAUUGUCGAAUACACAUGGAUAAAAUUCUAAUUGGACGCGAGAAGUGUAAUUGGUGACACUGUGGAAUAUCGGUAGUUGGCGGUGGAGUAAUGUUGAUCGUUUCGUUGACAGAAUUCCGCGAGUGUCAGAUUACCAGCGAUCCGGCCGACCAAGAACCAUGAUCGAGAAUCCGAUCGUGGUGUCGAUCGCGAAGCAGCGUUGAAGGGAUCGAUCGAGAAUCAUGCGCGUGAAACGAGCGGCCAUCGAUCGCGCGACGAGCUAACGAAUUUCGACGGAUACCUUUGCACAGACACCCCCAACCGCCCCCCGCGAUCACUGGUGAACAGUCGUUCGAUCAAACGUGAAAGAAUCGUGUCGACAAGAUGCCGAACGAGGGGUUGCUCUUCGCGACGUGGUUGCUGUUGUCGGUCCUCGGAGACGUCUCGACCACGGGACAACGCUAUACCGCCAGCCCCGCACAGGACUUGGAUAACACUCUGCAAUCAGUACCACCGCUCGGGCCAAACGUGUGCAGGUCAAGGUUCAAGAACUACUGUUGCCCCGGUUGGACGAAGAAGCCAGAAACAGGGUACUGCGUGAUCCCUGUGUGCUCGAGACGAUGUGGACCAACAGGCAGAUGCAUCAGGCCGAAUAUUUGCUUGUGCGAGGGUGGCAGCGUGGCCUCGUCUUGCGGUAGCAGCCAAACCAAAGCUUCCAUAAACGAGAAUGGUAAUGCACUGGACAGGAUAGAGUCUGGAAAAUGCAAAGUACCUUGCAAACAUGGCAAUUGCGUGGAUGGCAAAUGCCAAUGUCGCAGUGGAUAUCAAGGAGAGUACUGCAACGAACCAAUCUGUCGAGAGCCUUGCUUGAAUCAAGGACGCUGCGUGGGUCCAGACAGGUGUGCCUGCAUUUACGGAUACACCGGCAGACAUUGCGAAUCAGAUUACAGAACUGGUCCGUGUUAUACGAAGGUGAGGAACGGACAAUGUUUGGCGAACCUUCAAGGGGUGGUUUGCACGAGACAGUUGUGCUGUGCUACAGUGGGCAAGGGUUGGGGCCACCCUUGCGAGAGGUGUCCCGCCAGACUGGACUGCGAGUUGGGACACCUGAAAACCAACCAAGGCCAAUGUGUCGAUAUCAACGAGUGCGAGGCGAUACCAGGUCUGUGCGAGGGUGGAAAGUGUGUUAAUUCACCUGGUUCGUUCACCUGCGAAUGUCCCGAUGGACAAGCCAGGGAUCUCGAGACGAACUCGUGCAAAGAUCGAGACGAGUGCGAGGAAGAAGGCAUCUGUGCUGAUGGACGAUGCAUAAACACGAAAGGUGGUUACUACUGUCUGUGCAAUCCAGGAUUCAUUCAGAGCCAGGAUCGAAGAUACUGCAUCGAUGGAAGACAAGGGUUGUGUUACACCUCGGUGAACAGAAACGGCCAAUGCAAGAAUCGAUUGGCAAUGAGACUGAGCAAGAAAGACUGCUGUUGCGGGAAAAACAUGGGUCGAGGCUGGGGCGACGAGUGCUUCAUCUGCCCCAACACCGGAAGCGACGAUUACAACAGGCUGUGUUUGCAACAACUGCAGCCGAUCACCGCGAUAAACGAGUGCGUGCUGCGUCCGGACAUUUGCGGAAACGGGAAGUGCAUCGACACGAAGGACGGAUACGAGUGCGAGUGUUAUCCAGGGUUCGCCAAGAAGGCCGGCAGAUGCGAGGACAUCGACGAAUGCCAGUUGGAUUACUGCCAGGGCGGUUCCUGCAGGAAUUACGAGGGCAGUUUCACAUGCCACUGUCCGCCAGGAUUUGUGGUCUCCGGAGAGGGAAGAUACUGCACUGAUCACGACGAGUGCCAGGACACGGGGAUGUGCAACAAUGGCCACUGCAUCAACAUGAACGGGUCGUUCAAGUGCAAGUGCAACGAUGGUUAUGCAUUGUCUCCUACCAAGAAUACUUGUAUCGAUAUCAACGAAUGCGCCGACAAUCCGAGAAUAUGUUUGAACGGCAGGUGUGAAAACACCCCCGGAUCGUAUCACUGCAUUUGUCAGUCGGGGUUCACGGCCUCGCGGGACAACACGUUCUGCGUGGACAUGGACGAAUGUUCCACCAGCGGAAUGUGCGAGAAUGGGAAGUGCGUGAACAUGGAGGGCUCCUUCAAGUGUGUCUGCGAUUCUGGCUUCCGGAUUGGACCCGAUCAGAGCCACUGUAUCGAUAUCGACGAGUGUCUGAGCGGACCGUGCCAAAAUGGCCGCUGCAUCAACACGCCUGGUAGCUUCCGGUGCGAGUGUCAUCCCGGAUUCAAUUUGGGACCAGACGGAAGAUCUUGCUUGGAUACAAGAAGAGACUUGUGCUACUCGCAGUACAGGGAUGGACAGUGCUCGAAUCCAGCGUCGACUGCUGUAACGAAAUCAAGUUGUUGCUGUUGCACCGUGGUCCUGGGACAACCAAUGGGAUGGGGAAGUAAUUGUCAAGCUUGUCCACUUCCUGGAUCCAACGAAUUCGAAGCACUGUGUCCUCAUGGCGCUGGAAUGACUUACAAUGGAGACGAUAUCAACGAGUGUGCACAGAAUCCCAACAUUUGCGUGAAUGGGGGCUGCGAGAACCUCAUGGGAACUUAUCGUUGCAUCUGCGACAGUGGCUACGAAGUGGACGCCACUGGUAAAAUCUGCAGCGACAUAAACGAGUGCGAAUUGGAGGAGUCUCUGUGCAGCAGAGGCCAAUGUCGUAACACACCUGGUAGCUUCCAGUGCAUUUGUCCAAGUGGCAUGAGAUACAGUACACAGGAUCACAUGUGCGAGGACAUCGACGAGUGCGAGGAACUUGGCCCGGAUAUCUGUGUGAACGGGAUCUGUUUGAACACUGAAGGCUCCUACGAGUGCGAAUGCUCCCCUGGAUACGUCCUCGAUCACACUGGUCACAUUUGCAUGGAUAACAGGAAAGGCUCCUGCUGGACCAAGAUGAUAGAUGGACGCUGCGAGUAUAAUCUGCCGCGGCUGGCGUUGAAAUCGGAGUGUUGUUGCUCUGUAGGGGUUGCGUGGGGUAGUCCUUGCGAGAUUUGCGAUCAUUCUAUCUGCGAGUGCUCGAAAGGGUACGCGAAAUUCGGCGGUAAGGAUUGCGUGGACGUGAACGAGUGCGAAUUGAACAGCGGAAUAUGCAAGGGUGGCGGUACCUGCGUCAACACGGAUGGGUCUUAUCGUUGCGAGUGUCCACCUGGAUUGACUUUAGACGCAUCACAUUCCACCUGCAUAGACACGAGACAGGAGACGUGUUUCAUGGAGUAUCGUCACGGGCAGUGUUCUAAUCCCAUCGAUGGACAGUUUUCGAAGAGCCUCUGCUGCUGUUCGGUUGGUCGCGCGUGGGGUAGCGAACGGUGCGAAUCCUGCCCGAAACCAGGCAGCCACGCGCACAACGAGCUGUGCCCCAGGGGGGAUGGUUUCACCGACAAACACGACAUCAACGAGUGCGUGGAGUUCCCUGGAAUGUGCCUGAACGGAAGGUGCAAGAACACGGUUGGCAGUUACAGUUGCAAGUGCAAUCAGGGGUUCGCGUUGGACGAGCAUGGAAUUAAAUGCAACGAUAUUGACGAGUGCGAGAUCAUGCACGGAGUGUGUGGAAAUGGUACCUGCAGGAACACGCCUGGAAACUUCCAGUGUGACUGUAAUCCGGGAUAUCGAAGCAGCGAUAUAAUGAAGAUUUGCAUGGAUAUAAACGAGUGCGAGGAGACACCGGGAUUAUGCUUGGGAGGUACAUGUCUCAAUGCAGAGGGCAGUUUCAAGUGUCAGUGUCCACCCGGGCACGAGUUAGGUCCUGACAAACAGUCCUGCAAGGACAUCGACGAGUGCUCGAGAACCAGCGGAAUCUGCUCGAAUGGCGUCUGCGAGAACAUGAUGGGCACCUACCAGUGCAUAUGCGACGAUGGUUAUCAGCAAACAGGAUUGAAGUCUCAUUGCGAAGACAUAAACGAAUGCGCGAUCUCCUCAGGAGGAUGCGAGGACAUCUGCAUAAACACCCCAGGCAGUUUCUCUUGCUCCUGCAGCACCGGCUACGCGUUGAAUCUCGACGGAAGAUCCUGCGUGGACGUCGACGAAUGCAAAGAGAAUCCCCGAAUUUGCAAUGGCGGUAAAUGCAGCAAUAUUCCUGGCGGUUACGUGUGCACCUGCAUCGAUGGCCUCCUGCCUGGGAAGGACGGUGCAUCCUGCAUAGAUGUCGACGAAUGCACAACGCAGCCCCAUAUUUGCGGGUACGGCGAGUGCUACAACACCAUCGGGUCUUUCAACUGUCGCUGCGAGGAAGGAUACUCCGUGAAACCGGAAGCUGGUCCCGGUUGCACCGACGACGACGAGUGUCUACUGAACGCGUACUCCUGCAGCGAGUUCGCGGAGUGUCAGAACACUCAAGGCUCGUACGAGUGCACUUGCCACGAAGGCUUCGUGGGCAACGGGGUCGAGUGCAGAGACAUCAACGAGUGUCUCACGAACAACGGAGGAUGCGACUCCAACGCACAGUGCAUCAACACCGAGGGAUCCUUCAAGUGUGUCUGCGAUGCUGGCUUCAGAGGAGACGGCUACGACUGCAAGGAUAUCGACGAGUGCGCAAACGACAACACCCUUUGCGAGAAUGGCCAUUGUCUAAACUACCCUGGCUCGUUCCGCUGCGAAUGCGAGAUGGGCUUCAUGCACCCCGACGAAAACAACGACCAAACUUGCGUGGACAUAAACGAGUGCGAGAUGUUCAGCAACCUCUGCGUGUUUGGCCGCUGCGAGAACAUAUUCGGGAUGUUCCGUUGCGAGUGCAACGACGGAUACAAGCUGGACGGCUCUGGAGGGAACUGCACGGACAUCGACGAGUGCGAGAAUCCUCAAUCUUGUCAGUAUGGCACUUGCGUGAACACUCAGGGCAAGUACCUGUGCAAGUGCCCGCCUAAUCAUGACCUGGUCGAAGCUGGGAACGCUUGCGUAGAUAGACGAGAAUCGUCGUGUUACACCGGUUUCGAGCACGGUAACGGAAGACCACAAUGCGUCUUCGAAAUGUCCUCGUCGGUGACGAAGGCGACGUGUUGCUGCAGCAUCGGCAACGCUUGGGGCAAUCGCUGCGAGGAGUGCCCCCAAGAUGGGACCAAGGAGUUCGAGGAACUGUGCCCAGGUGGGCCCGGAUACAGACCCAAUCAGAUCACCGUGAUCCUGGAGGAUAUCAACGAGUGCGACGAGCACGAGAACAUCUGCCAAAACGGCCAUUGCACCAACACUUUUGGCAGCUUCAUGUGCUCCUGCAACGAGGGCUUCAUCUUGGACGACACCAAAACCAGCUGCAUCGAUAUCGACGAGUGUUCGUUGCAUCCGCACAUAUGUGGUGUGGGAUACUGCAUCAACGACCAAGGAAAGUACCACUGCGAGUGUCCAGAAGGGUACAUGGCAAUGCCAGGAGGAAAGGAGUGCGUGGACAUGAGAAAGGAAUCGUGUUACCUGAGCUACGAGUCGGGUGAAUGCUUCAACCCCAUGAUGCAUCCCCAAACGAAGAUGUUGUGCUGCUGUUCGAUGGGAGCAGCUUGGGGCAGUCCUUGCGAACAGUGUCCUGCCGAAAGGACUCGCGAGCAUGAGGUUCUGUGCGGCAUGGUGCCCGGCCAGAUAAUGAACCCCAUAACCAAUCACACCGAGGAGAUCGACGAGUGCUCUCUCAUGCCAACUAUGUGCACCCAUGGUCGUUGCAUGAACACACCUGGGAGUUUCGAAUGCCAGUGCGAUCGGGGGUACGUCUACGACGAGGACUCGCAUCAGUGUAUCGACGAGAACGAGUGUCUACAGAUUCCAAAUCCCUGCAGUGGUAACGCUCAGUGCAUAAACAAGCAAGGCUACUUCGAAUGCGACUGUCCAGCCGGAUACAAACUUGGAUUGAGUCAACGGGACUGCGUCGAUAUCGACGAGUGCUACGAGAGGCCUGGGAUCUGCAACAACGGUGCCUGCAACAAUUUGCAGGGCAGCUUUCAGUGCGUCUGUCACUCCGGUUUCGCGCUGACGCGGGACAGAGACAAUUGCGUGGACAUCGACGAGUGUCAGCGGAAUCCGAACAUUUGCAACAAUGGAACAUGCGUGAACACGCGUGGAGGCUACAAGUGCAGCUGUUACGAGGGAUUCAAGCUCAGCCCUAACAACGAUUGCGCCGAUAUCGACGAGUGUCGAAUUAUGCCGUUCCUCUGUCGCAACGGGAGAUGUCGAAACACGAUCGGUGCCUUCAAUUGCGAGUGCGCCGAUGGUUACGUGUUAGCUCAAGACGGACAACAUUGCAGGGACAUCGACGAGUGUCACGAGAUACCUGGGCUCUGUCUAUCGCCAGGAAAGUGUCAAAACCUAAUGGGAUCUUACAUAUGCGCUUGUCCACCUGGUUACGAGUUGGAUUACACGAGGAAGAAAUGCGUGGACGUCGACGAAUGCGUGGAGACACCAGGAAUCUGUGAGAACGGUCGUUGCCUGAACACUGAAGGUGGAGUGAUCUGCGACUGUCCAGUUGGGUUCCAACUGAGCGACAAACCGAAUUCGAUGAGGUGCAUCGACGUAAGAGAGGAGUCCUGUUACGACAGUUACACGCGAGGACGUUGUGGCUACCCUCGAACCGGUGGAAUGACGAAGAAACACUGUUGCUGCACAAUGGGAAAGGCUUGGGGACGAUAUUGCGAGCAAUGCCCUCCAGAUAACAGCGAGGAGUUCAGGAGACUGUGCCCCGAGGGGCCAGGAAGGGACGACACUGGUAUCGACCUGAACGAGUGCCUCUUCAUGCCGGACGCUUGCUCCGGCGGCGAGUGCAUAAACACAGACGGCUCCUUCAGGUGCGAGUGCCCCUCGGGAUACGUCCUGGACGCCAGCGGCAGACACUGCAUCGACAACAACGAGUGCCAGGCCGUGCAGAACAUAUGCGGCAACGGGACCUGCACGAACAUCGACGGUAGCUUCGAGUGCUUCUGCAACGAGGGUUUCACUCCUGGAGUGAACCAAGUUUGCGAGGACGUGAACGAGUGCCUGGAGAUUGGCAACCAGUGUGCCUUCAGGUGCCACAAUGCUCCUGGUUCCUUCAGGUGCAUUUGUCCUUACGGGUACACCUUGGCUCCCGAUGGACGACACUGCAUAGACGUGGACGAGUGCGCGACGCCCGCGAACAACUGCAGGUACCAGUGCAAGAACCUGAUCGGGUCCUUCAUGUGCAUCUGCCCGCCCGGGUAUCAGCAAAUCGGGAUGACCGACGAGUGCAAGGACAUCAACGAGUGCGCCAUCAAUUCCGGUCUCUGUCGGAACGGACGUUGCGUGAACGUGGAGGGCAGUUAUCAGUGCCUCUGUUACGACGGCUUCGAGCAGAGUCAAGACGGAAAAUCUUGCAUAGAUCGCAGAGUGGGCUACUGUUUCUUGCAAACGAUCGGUGGUAGAUGCACGGCCAGGACCUCAGAUUUGAGGACAGUCACGAAAGCUGACUGUUGCUGCACUAUGGGGGCGGCUUGGGGACCUCAUUGCGAGAUUUGUCCGUCCAAGGACUCCGAGAACUAUAACGAACUGUGCUUGGACAAGGGUUUCUCCGUGGAUGGUCAAGACAUCGACGAAUGCAAGACGAUUCCAGACUUGUGUAAGAACGGACUGUGCAUCAAUACACUGGGUUCCUACAGAUGCGUUUGCAACAAGGGCUACAAGCCUGACAAGUCCGGAACCCAAUGUGUCGAUAUAAACGAGUGCGAGGUUACGCCGAAGCCCUGCAAGUACAACUGCCAGAACACGGAGGGAAGCUUCACGUGUUCCUGUCCAGCUGGUUUCAUUCUGAAUCCUGACGGCAUCAGUUGCAGAGACAUGGACGAAUGCUCGACAGGAAAUCACCUGUGCCAACAAAACUGCGUCAACACUCAAGGCAGCUACACCUGCGGCUGCCAGGAGGGUUACAAUCAAGAUGGCGACACUUGUCACGACAUAAACGAGUGCGACCAACAUGGAACUUGCCCGAAACCAGGCACCUGCAUCAACACACUCGGUAGUUUCCGGUGCAUCUGCCCGAGAGGAUUCAAGCUCGAUCAGGCUGGCAGAUUUUGCGUGGAUCAGAACGAGUGCGCCGAUGACACGUCCUGUGAACACGGCUGCCAGAACUAUAUGGGAAGCUAUCGUUGCGGUUGCCCCGACGGGUUCGUUCAGCAUCUCUACUACAAUCAGUGUAUCGACGAGAACGAAUGCAGCACAUCCCCGUGCGGAGACAAUACCUGCAUCAACACGAUUGGUAGCUACAAGUGUGGUUGUCCGGAUGGUUACCAGUUCGACUCUAAAGUGCAAAUGUGCAUUCAGGUGAGCGCUGGAUGCAUUGGAAGUCCAUGUGCAUUCGGAUGCACUCCCAAUGGCCCCAGUGGUUUCAUUUGCGGAUGUCCAACUGGCUAUCAGAGAAUUGGACAGGGCCACUGUUUGUCAACGAUUACUCCACUAUCGCAAGGAAACUACGGCGAGGAUAUUAGCAACGCGCCCACAUUCGUGAUAAAUCCAGAUCCCUAUCACAUACCACCAGCAGACGACAAGACGAUAUCGACAGAGGGCUGUUUCACUUGCAAGAUCAAUGGGAAAGGAAGACACAGAAGAGGCUUGCGAAUCAGAUCGAUGGAAGAGAAAUUGAUUUCGCGUAGAAGCGAAAUCGCGAAAAAACGAGUCCCGAGGACAGCGAACAGACACCACCAUGGCGAAGAAUUCGUCCUGAAGAUCAGUUUAAGGCAGACCAAGCACAGGAAGAGAAUCCUUAAACUGCAACCAGCUGUCAAGGACGAGGAGAUGGAGUACACGAUAGCCAAGGGCGACAAGGACGAUCACUUCGAGAUCGCGAAGGAUUACGGUGUUUGGGCCCUCCAUUUCCGCAGUCGAUUGAAGGAACCCGGUGAAUUCCGUUUGGUUAUCCACGGACGCUCGAAAAACGGUAUCGCCGAGGAGAACGAAGUCUGGGAAAGGCCUCUGACCCUCAGAGUUCACGUAAUAGUGACGGAGUAACGUUUUGGGGGUCAAACGUUUCGGUUCCAUUAGUCAAUUUUCUCAUUGCAACGCGAGACACCGAAACAAAAAACUGCCGAGUAUUACGGGCGGGAAUCACUCUGACAUCGGUUCGAUCCUGCGGAGAAGUCGCGAAUGCUUUAAAUUUGUGUUCAUUUUGUAACCAGACUUGCGUCGUUUCACUGCCAAAUAAUUGUUUCUUUUUUUUUUUUCCCCUUUACGCGGAGCUGACACUCUUCUUUAACACUGCCUUUGCCUGAUAUGUGUUUUAUAUCUUCCUCGUUUCUUUUUUAAGCUAUUUUAGUCGACGUUUGACGCUGACAUUCCUCGACUUUGUAGUUUCGUGUCAGAUGGACGAUAACGCGUUGAUAUUGUCACCCACGACUUCCAGAAUUUAAAAAAAAAUUUUUUUGUAAUAUUACUAUAUUUAUUAGCAAUGCAAAUUCACAGACCCACAAUGGGAAUAUAUUAUAUACAACGAUUCUCGAUUAAUGAUACAACGAAGCGUUUCGUAGCUCAGAAAUUCGAAACUCGAGGAUGAAUUUAAGCGAUGGGUGCCAAGAGAUCAAGUGGAUACUUGAAACUGCCUUCAGAAUGUCUGCCAUAAGUUACUGCCCGCAAAUAACAUAAAAAAAUAUUACACGUAGAGAUAACACUUUAGGGAUGUACAAAAGGAAAUGAAUUUUUUUUUAUUACGCCUAAGAUAAAUCGAGAUAUGUAUACAUACACAGAUAUAGCUUUAUAUAUUUAUAAACGUUUAUGGAGAGCCAGCUGGUAACGGACCACGAACGGAUGCUUCGAGCAAUCAUGCUAAACGAUUUACGUCACGAUUCUCGAAUAUCCCGCGGAACGGACCAGAGGUUUUCGUGACACCAUUCAGAAUGGAGUCACUUCACGACAAUAAAGAGAAUUACAUAAGGAUAGUAACGAUAAUCGACCCGAUAGUAUGUACAAUUUAAUUAGCGGCGAACGCCGUGCAGCCCUAAUUAUCUCAUUAAGUAGCAAACGAGGGGCGAAUCGCGCGAUUCCCGUUACGAUAAAUAUGUGAAUAGAAAUUAUUAUGGAUAGUUUUGUACAAUUAGCGCGUAUGCGAUUAUUC